AUGGACAGACCGCCCCUGUUCAUUGGAGAUAACGUGAAUGCGCAUGAGCUCACAUGUGCUUCGCCUUCGCGGUUGUGAAGUGACAAAGAUCUCCAAAAUCCAGAACAUGUGCAACUUUGUUAAAUUGUUUCAGAAAAUAUAAAAAUUAUGAGACACACAAAUCACGAGACGCAUUAGAAAAAUCCUCCAAAUUAUUCAUUGAAGAAAGCAGAGAGAUGACCUGAAGAAAGGCAAAAACUAUUUUGGGAAUUUGGGGCUCAUAUGGAAGAAAGAACGAAUCAACUGUACUCUCUGGUAUUUGAUUGUCUAAUUGUACAUACGUCUCACCAUUAAAUGGCCUUGUAAGCUUGUAUUUACUCUCUACCCGACCCAUUGUCCCCUCUUGUCUUCCACUUUGGACUGAAUCACUCAUUCAAGCUACAAUCUUUGUCUUUGCCUUAAACACCACCAAUUUCGGCGCUGAAAGCUCCAAUCUUUUAACUUGAUUUCGACAAUGUCUCUCUAGUUCCCGAAUCUUUCAUAUUGAAACCGAAAUGGGUUGCUGUGGGAGCACCGACAGAGCUUCUUCAUCUUCUCAAAAGCACCAGUCAAGCUAUGAGUCCGCACAUGAAAGCAGAGCACCACCGCCUUCCGCUGAAGAAGAAACUGUCAAAGAAGUUCUUUCUGUAACUCCUGAACCCAAACCAAUACCACCAACAAGAGCAACAAGCAUAGCCAAUAAUACAAAAGAAGAGGAAUGCAAGAAAAAUUGGGUAGAACCAAUAUUGGCAGACAAUGUCAAGGAAAGCAAUGGCUUCAAGGUUGAGCAGGGCUUGCAAGAGGAGGUUUCUGAAGUUUCAGAGAUCUGCAGCUUGAGCUUGAGUGAGAGUGUAUCCACUGCAAUUACUGAUAAGAGAGAUGAUGAGGAUGAGGUGAGGCAGAGAGUGGCUAGAUCUCCGGCCAAAUCGGCAUCCAGAAACGGGUAUUCCGGCGAUUCAGGACCAAAGAGAGAGCGGGUUGUGGGAAGGUCACCAACCCGAAGAUCCGAACACUCACCCGCCAAAAGAAACGGUGCCAUCGGUGGUGGGUCAGUGAGGAUGGUUCACAGUAGGGAAGUGGGUCAGUUCACAAGAGGCGGUUCAAGGCCCGAUCUAAGUAGGAGGGAUCCGGGUGAGAGCUCUGGGAGGAGGACAGGAUUGAGUGCUGCCAAUAGAUCCACACCGGGUCGGAGCCCGUCUACAAGAAAGACGAAUCAGUCACCGGGUCGGGCGAGAUUGGAUCCUACCGGGAAUGGCGGAAGAAAGGUGGAGGAACAGAGUGUCGAUGGUAAUAAGCGGCCGAGUAGCACUGCUGCUACAACAAAUGAAUCGCUUGAAAACCCACUCGUGUCCAUGGAAUGUUUCAUCUUUCUCUAGGGAGUUAGAGACACAAGACAACAUUCCCGGGGACAUUCUCACCGGAGUUAGAUUUCCAGACAACGGAAUUCUGCUUAGAUUCUCUUUUGUACUAAUUUCCUUUCUUUCUUUUUUUUAAAUUGUGAAUAAUAUUAAGACAAAGGGUCAAUCAGAGGAUUUGGCACUGUCAGGGGCAUGAGAUUUUGGAUAUUUGGAUACGUAAUCGGUAAUCCCAUUAAUCGACACCUUUUGCUUUUAA
This is a messenger RNA of Tripterygium wilfordii, 1632 nucleotides long. RefSeq lists its product as uncharacterized. The transcript has a single exon. NCBI's taxonomy places the organism in Eukaryota, Viridiplantae, Streptophyta, Magnoliopsida, Celastrales, Celastraceae. The record is from RefSeq and is a predicted model, not a curated record. The coding region runs from base 534 to 1394 and encodes 286 amino acids.